This is a messenger RNA of Teleopsis dalmanni, 741 nucleotides long. RefSeq names its product carbonic anhydrase 15-like. The record is from RefSeq and is a predicted model, not a curated record. Gene Ontology annotation, molecular function: carbonate dehydratase activity; zinc ion binding. The transcript has 6 exons. Lineage: Eukaryota; Metazoa; Arthropoda; Insecta; Diptera; Diopsidae. Bases 1 to 741 code for a protein of 246 amino acids. Gene Ontology annotation, cellular component: cytoplasm.
AUGGUAGCAAUCGUGGGUGCUGAUAGAGUUUUAGAUAAUACCAUUGGUGAUACUCGCGCUGAUGAUUCAUGGAGUUAUGAUAAUACUGAAGACUGGGGUAUCAAUUAUCCACAAUGUGAUGGUAUACGACAAUCACCAAUUCAUUUAAUAUCGAGUAAUUCGGUGAUCAUGCCAUUUCCAAUAUUACGCUUCAUAAAUUACAAUGUACCGUUGAGUGGAAAGUUGACUUUGGAAAAUAAUGGACAUACGAUUAGUAUGCCUAUACCGAGUACAAGAAAUGGAAUACGUCCAUACAUUUCCGGUGGUUCGUUAAAAAGUCGUUAUGAAGCCAUUGGUGUACAUUUUCAUUGGGGUUCGCCAAGUAUUAAGGGUUCAGAGCACAUGAUCAAUAAUCGUCGUUAUGACAUUGAAAUGCAUAUUGUCCAUAGAAAUGUUAAGUACAGUACAGAUGAAGAUGCACGCAAAAAUAGCGAUGGCUUUGCUGUAUUGGGCAUUAUGUUAACGGCAGUUAGUAAUCCUGUCCGUCAAUUUACAGCCUUCACGAAAAUUUUUAGGAAAUUACCUUCACUCAUAGAUUAUAAGUCAAGAUCAUUUAUAAAUGGACAGAUAAGUUUAAAUCAACUCAUGGGAAAUUUAAAUACAAGAAGCUUUUUCACAUAUCAAGGAAUGAUUGUGAAAACCGAGCCCAGCGAAUGCAAUCCCAUUACAGUAAUCAAGGGCAGAGAGGAUUCAACAAGCUAA